Messenger RNA from Alternaria atra, 642 nucleotides. RefSeq lists its product as uncharacterized. Bases 1 to 642 code for a protein of 213 amino acids. The record is from RefSeq and is a predicted model, not a curated record. Lineage: Eukaryota; Fungi; Ascomycota; Dothideomycetes; Pleosporales; Pleosporaceae. The transcript has 3 exons.
AUGUCCUCUACACGUCCAAAGCGUUCGGCGAGGCUUUCGAACGGUGACAUGAGGUAUACCCCAUUUGUUGACGAGAGAGGUCGGCAACACGAGCCUGUAGAUAAGAGCCGGGAUUAUAUACCGUCAGACGGUGAAGACGAAAUUCCCACCCUGUCACCUCCGUCUCCAAAGCGCAGGAAGAUACAGGCGAGUGUGACUGUUCGGGGAGCACGAGGCGAUAGUGUGGAGGUCCGGAUACCCCCACGCGUUGCACCAGAUGUCGCACCUACCAUUCCGACGAAUCGCGCAUCACAAGACGCAAACAUCAGCCGUGAACAGUCCAGGAUCAUGUCCUCAUCUGAGCUAAAGGAAGCAGCUCUUGCCAAAGAGAAGCAAGAAAAGGUCGAACUUGAAGCUAGAUACGAUUACGAUUUCGACAUCGUCGAUUCUACAGGAAAGAAGCGCUGGUUUAUCACGUGGGAGUCGAAGAAGACCCCACCAGAAAAGGUUUACAUGCUCAAGGACUCAAUUCCUUAUGAUCGUCGCCUGUUCGUUGAGUGGGACAAGUUGUCCAUGGAAAACAGGAGAGCUUAUGAUGAUAGCUUCAAAAGCUAUCUUGACGCCAAGAUGCCGGGCUUCACUUUGAAGCUGAAGAAGAAGUAG